AUGGCAUUCGGCGCUCCAAGAGGUAGAGGCGGUCCAGCAAGAGGUGGCCGUGGUGGUUUCGGUGGCGGAAGAGGUGGCAGAGGUGGUGCCCGUGGUGGUGGAAGAGGUGGUGCUCGUGGAGGUGGAAGAGGCGGUGCCAGAGGUGGUGCCAGAGGUGGAAGAGGCGGUGCUCGUGGAGGCAGAGGUGGUGCCAGAGGUGGUGCUCGUGGAGGUGCCAAAGUCAUCAUUGAACCACAUAGACAUGCUGGUGUUUUCAUUGCCAGAGGCAAAGAAGAUUUGUUAGUUACCAAGAACAUUGCCCCAGGUGAAUCAGUGUACGGAGAAAAAAGAAUUUCUGUUGAAGAGCCAGCUAAAGAAGAAGGUGCUGCUCCAACCAAGAUUGAAUACCGUGUGUGGAAUCCAUUCAGAUCCAAGUUGGCUGCCGGUAUUAUGGGUGGUAUCGAUGAAUUGGGUAUUGCACCAGGUAAAAAAGUUUUAUAUUUGGGUGCUGCUUCUGGUACUUCUGUUUCCCACGUUGCUGAUGUUGUCGGUCCAGAAGGUUUGGUAUAUGCUGUUGAAUUCUCUCAUCGUCCAGGUAGAGAAUUAAUUGGUAUGGCCAAAAAGAGACCAAAUGUUAUUCCAAUCAUAGAUGAUGCUAGACAUCCACAAAAAUACAGAAUGUUGAUUGGUAUGGUCGAUUGUGUCUUUGCUGAUGUUGCCCAACCAGAUCAAGCUAGAAUUAUUGCAUUAAACUCCCAUUUGUUCUUAAAAGACGGUGGUUUGGUUGUCAUUUCCAUCAAGGCCAACUGUAUUGAUUCUACUGUUGAUGCAGAAACUGUUUUUGCUAGAGAAGUCCAAAAAUUGAGAGAAGAAAGAAUUAAACCAUUGGAACAGUUGACUUUGGAACCUUAUGAAAGAGACCAUUGUAUUGUCGUUGGUAGAUACAUGAGAAGCGGUAUAAAGAAAUAG
Messenger RNA from Candida dubliniensis CD36, 948 nucleotides. It is a transcript of the gene NOP1, whose product is annotated as rRNA methyltransferase NOP1. The coding region runs from base 1 to 948 and encodes 315 amino acids. Gene Ontology annotation, molecular function: rRNA methyltransferase activity; histone H2AQ104 methyltransferase activity; RNA binding. Lineage: Eukaryota; Fungi; Ascomycota; Pichiomycetes; Serinales; Debaryomycetaceae. Gene Ontology annotation, biological process: box C/D sno(s)RNA 3'-end processing; rRNA methylation. The record is from RefSeq and is a predicted model, not a curated record. Gene Ontology annotation, cellular component: nucleolus; box C/D methylation guide snoRNP complex; small-subunit processome. The transcript has a single exon.